Messenger RNA from Eublepharis macularius, 2007 nucleotides. Its product is annotated as sperm flagellar protein 1-like. The record is from RefSeq and is a predicted model, not a curated record. Gene Ontology annotation, biological process: regulation of cytoskeleton organization. Lineage: Eukaryota; Metazoa; Chordata; Lepidosauria; Squamata; Eublepharidae. The transcript has 8 exons. Gene Ontology annotation, molecular function: microtubule binding. Bases 69 to 752 code for a protein of 227 amino acids. Gene Ontology annotation, cellular component: axoneme.
UGCUCGCCACCAGGGAGGCGGAGGGCUCCCGUUGCCAGCCGCGGGCGGGAGGUAGAGGCGGCGCCGGCAUGGCCCACGAGCUGGACGAGGAGAGCCUGCAGGAGCUCUACAGCUGGGUCGACGCCAUCCCGCUCUCCCGCCCCAAGAGGAACAUCGCCCGGGACUUCAGCGACGGAGUCCUGGCGGCUGAAGUGGUGAAAUUCUACUUCCCCAAAAUGGUGGAAAUGCACAAUUACGUUCCAGCUAAUUCUACCCAACAGAAGCUGUCCAACUGGGGACAUCUGAACAGGAAAGUACUGAACAAGCUGAACUUCUCCGUCCCGGAAGACGUGAUCCGGAAGAUUGUUCAGUGUUCGCCUGGAGUGGUAGAGCUGGUUCUGAUUCCGUUGCGGCAGAAGAUCGAGGAGAAGCAGAAGCAAGCCAAGGUGUUGUCCACCUCUUACCAGGAGCUGGGGAUGCGCUCAGCACUGGAGGACAGCAACUAUCUGGACACAGGCUCUUCUCCAAAGGCUAAAACGGACUCCACUGGGCCCUACAACCAGGACUCUCCCGGAUCUGAAAAGGUGACCAAAGGUGAGUCUGCUUUGCGCCUCCAGUUGGCCGAACGCGAGCAAGCCCUGCUGGCGUGCCAGGAGGCAGUUCAGAUCCUGCAACUGAAAGUGCGCAGGCUGGAGAACCUCGUGCACCUGAAGAACGUUCGGAUCGAUAAACUCACUCGGCAAGUGCAGCAAACCGAAAAGAAACAGAAAUGAACGGACCAGCUCAGGAUCCACUGAGCUGGACGCCAGGCGGUUGCCCCUGUGGAUGCCCCUGUGCCCACUUGCAGCCACCGGCACCAAUGAUCUCAGCAUCGAUAGAAGCUCCAGAGAUCUCAAGAGCAGCACUUGGCACAAUGGACUGACACACCUGGUGCCUACCCUAUAUAAGCCUCUCCCUGGACUCCAUGGAAUUCAUUCUCAGCUAGAUCUGCUGAUAUACCUCCGUGUGGACCUCAGUAUCGGCUGUGUGGGUUUUCGAGCUUGCCACAUGGACAGUCGCAACACCCUUUGCCCAGGAAUUCCUGUUUAAAUCUCAGGACGUUCUAUAAGCAAUUUAUUCUCAGUGCCUCUCGAUGUCCUGUCGUUGCAAGGAAUAAUCGUAAGCCAUAAGCUUGUACUCCCCGCCCCGAGCUUCCAAAAGAAAUACCCCUCCCAACCACCCCCAAAGACAUCUAGACCUGAAUGGCAUGUCUGUUUUCCACAGUGAAACUGACAUCCGUAGAUGUUACAGGGUGUUGCAAAUUGUGAGAAAUUGAAAUUACGGAGCAAGCCAAACCUCCCCCCCACCCUCCAUGACUUGCCAGACCCCAGGCUGGUCACCGGCAGCUGCCUGGCCACCACAAUCUGGCUAUUGCCUUAAAGAAACAUGGCUGUCCUAUUGCCAUAAAGAAGCAUGGCCACCACCUCAAAUAUGAAGUUGCAGGCACAGAGAGGAAGAGGCAUUAGGCCUCUGAUACAUACCGAUGUUCAUACCUUUGCAAAACAUGCUGGCAUAUCAUCUAUAUCCUGUUGGCGCAUGGACAAGACUUGUCAUGUGCCAUCGGUGCUGGGCACGUGGGUAGAGCGCUCUUACUAAUUUUGACAUGCAAAAAAGGGCUGCCUGAAUGACCGGGCCUUCCCACUCGAGUUGUCACACACGAUGAUUAGUUGUUGGUAAUCAGUCAUUUUGCAACUCUAGCAAUACUCAUGCUGCAUAAUGUGGGGUUGUUGGGGGGCACUGCUUAGUCUCCUCUUUAUAGAAAGGCUGUGCUUAGGACUUGCUGAUAGUAAAAGAUUGUAUUCUUCUUUCCUCUUCUUGCUUAUCUGAAGUACUCAAUAAAAGGCAAGGGCCUUAUCUGGCCCUCUAGCUAAGGUAUCCUCCAGCCUUUUGGACCCUGUGGGCACCUUUGGAAUUCUGACAUUGGGUGGUGUGCGCACAGCCACAAAAUGGCUGCUGCAGGAGGUGGAACCAGUGACAAAAUAGCUGCCA